GUAAAUGGAGAGCGGAUGUCGUAAAAAGCAAAGCGACUGGUGUUGAAAAGACUCGAAUCUGAACCUAUUGUGGUCUUAGAGCAGAGUGAAGCCACUGCUUCAGAGAAAAGGAGAAUAAAGAGCGUUCAUUCACCGCAGACGAACCGGUGUUGAAGCGGACCGACAUGGGCACCCCAGCAGCACACAGACAGCGGUGCCCUUUGUGAAGAGGAGCACAUCGUACAGUCGGAAAUAUCCGGUAUAUGAAGAGUUAAGACUCGACAUCUCAACUGUUUAUUCCAGGAGCUAGCAGGCUAGCUGGCUACAUCCCCCGGAGCUAGACAUGGGAAGACCGUGUGUUUGAGUGAGUGAGUUUUUCCUGAUAGAGGUCUUCGUUAAGCUUUCAAAGCGUUCUCAUUGAUUGGACAAUUGCGGCUUAAAGAAAGAAGCUUGAGUUACUGCAACUUUGAUGAAUGAAGUCAACUGAACACUAAGCAAUUUACUUCUAUUACUACUACUACUACUACAACUACAACUGCUUCAACUACAGGGACGGACAGAGGGGAAAGUCGGACAGAACUGGCUCAAGGUUGCAGACAAACUCUAAGAAGAAAAAAAAACAUGACCCCCUGGCUUCUGCCAGAAACUGGCACGGGGCAGCAGUGCCAACCCCGCCUCUGUCUGCCGCUUUAGAAGCUACGCCGGUCAGCCAUGACGGAGAGGCAUUGAGGUUCACUCCCUGUUGAUCAUCUCGAUACCUCUCCUCGUCCCUAUCCCUCAAGAUCCUCUCCCCUGUCCCGUCCACAUCAUGCUGCGCUUCCUACCCAUCAAACUUGGUCGCCUGUACCGCUGUCUGAAGCUCCUGCUGGUGGUGGGGCUGUUUGUCAUCUUGUUGAUGAACACCCACAACCUGUUUGCCUCCUUCCAGAAGAAUGAGCUCACCGACCGGCGCUUCAUCAACCUCAACAAGUGUCCCGCCUGCUUUGGCACCAGCUGGUGCCGCAAGUUCAUGAACGGCCAGGUGUCUUUUGAGACCUGGGGUCGGCUACGAUUUCUAGACGUCUUCAAUGUCAAGAAUGUUUACUUUGCUCAGUAUGGUGAGCCCAGGGAGGGUACACGACGUGUGGUACUUAAACGCCUCGGCUCAAACCAGGAGUUGGCUGAAAUAGACCAGAAAAUUUGCAAGAGGGCCACUGGCAGGCCACGCUGCGACAUAAUCCAGGCCAUGUACAAGACUGAAUUUGCCAGGAUCAACGGCGAUGUUCGCCUACUCACUCCAGACGUAGUGGAGGGAUGGUCAGACCUGGUGCACUGUCCCUCUCAGAGGCUGCUGGACCGAGUGGUUCGCAGGUAUGCUGAGACCAAAGACUCAGGCAGCUUUCUGCUGAAGAACCUCAAGGACACAGAGAGAAUGCAGCUGCUAAUGACGUUGGCAUUCAACCCAGAACCGCUCGUAUUACAGAGCUUUCCUUCAGAUGAAGGGUGGCCAUUUGCCAAGUACCUGGGAGCAUGUGGGCGCAUGGUGGCUGUCAACUAUGUUGGCGAAGAGCUGUGGAGCUUCUACAACGCCCCCUGGGAGAAGAGGGUGGACUUGGCACGGCAGCUAAUGGACAUCGCAGAGCAGCUCACCAACAAUGACUUUGAGUUUGCCCUUUACCUGCUCGACGUCAGCUUUGAUAACUUUGCAGUCGGCCCCCGCGAUGGAAAGGUUAUCGUCGUUGACGCGGAGAACGUUCUGGUGGCGGACAAAAGGCUGAUCAAACAGAACAAGCCUGAAAAUUACGACGUUUGGUACGAAAGCCGUUUCGAGGAGUGCGACCGCGAGGCCUGCCUCUCCUUUUCCAAGGACUCCCUCUGCUCAAGGGUCACCGUGGACCACAACUACUAUGCCAUCUGUCAGAACCUGCUGUCCCGGUUCGCUAAGUGGCGGGGAACCACGGGGGGCCUCCUCCACGACCCCCCCGCCCACAUAGCCAAAGACGGACAACUGGAGGCUUUGUUGGACGAGUGCACCAAACCCAAAAAGCGCUACGGCCGCUUCCAGGCCGCCAAGGAACUGCGCGAAUACCUCACACAGUUAGCUGCUGCAUCCUACUCUGCCACCGCCAGGUAGUGAACGGAGUCGGCGUUUGAGGAAAACGCACCGAGAGACUGUCCGGACUCUAAAGAUCCUGGUUCUUGUACAUGAUGUCAUUUGCUCCGUGGUUUGAUCUGGAGCAGGAAGGCUGUGAAGGCCUUACAUCGAGAAGCGAGAGAAUCCUCUUCAAAAGCAAAUCUGGUGAGGCUCCAGCUUUAACCUGACUUGGCUCCGAUGUGACAGAGCAUUGUGGGACUGAGAGAGAGUCUGCUUCGAACCAGGGAACAGAGGAAACCUCUCCUCUCAGUUGGUGGCCCUGCCAGGUCUCUAAAAAAACAACAAAGAAGAAGAAAAAAGUGUGGAGUGAGAGAGGGCUGUGGACCCAGGCUAACACCAACCACCGCAGCCCUGACCUGGUCCAUUUAUGUGUCCACUCCUCAACCUAUCAGAACUGCUGUGUUUCCUCUCACCCCCGUGGAUUUCCCUCUGUUACCGUCUCACUCCUUAUUCCUUUUUUCAGGGCUGAGUGUAAGGAGAUGGCUACAUUUACAUUUUUGCUGUGCCAUGGCUUUUUUUUCCCCUCCUCUGUAGCACGGCUGCAGGGAGGGUGGAGGUAGCAUGAAUCCUCCUGCUGUCAGGCAGCAGGUAGAGCAGGGAGAUGCAGGGGAGCUGGGGUUUGGCUUUUCAUGCAGUAGAGAAAGAAAAAACCCUUUACGGCUAACGGCAAUCACACCACCAACCCCCCGGAACUUUACUUUUUUUUUUCUUCUGUUUUUUCUUCCCCGUUAAUAGGAACCAGAGAGUGACAGCAGCACAUAGAAAAGGGAAAAGGGUAAAUUAUACCGUGGCGUUCCCUUGAUGCAGAUGUGCCUAUACCAAAGAGGCUAUAUGUUAUUUUUAAAACCCCCGGCAGUACAGAGUGACGGCACACUUCCCUUCAGUCGUUCCCCCAUAAAAGCUGCCCAAAGGAACCUCGGUGUGUACUUUAUCUGGGGUGAACUUGCAGACAUGCAUACUGAUGAUCCACUCAGUAUGAACAAAAGACAAAAGAUUGGCAAUACUUGAUCUCAGCUGAACCCCCAGGGCCUUCUGUCCUCUCUGAAGGUGCAUAAAUAACCACCACACCGUCCGUGUUUAUUUUCUUUUUCUUUAAUGAAUUUAACUUAAGGUAUAAGUGAUAUUUUUGGGCCUUUUUCAACAACAGAAACAUGGCUUCCAAUGUUCUUUUUUUUCUUAGGGGACAAAUCUUGUCAAACUUCAGUGCCAUCAGCUCCUCCAGUUAAUUAAUAAAAAGGGAAUAAUUGUUUUAAUUCAGUGGUUUUUCUUUUUUCU
Molecule: messenger RNA, 3388 nt
Organism: Cynoglossus semilaevis (tongue sole)
Lineage: Eukaryota; Metazoa; Chordata; Actinopteri; Pleuronectiformes; Cynoglossidae
Gene: dipk2ab
Product: divergent protein kinase domain 2Ab
Exons: 4
Coding region: 788-2092 (434 amino acids)
Source: RefSeq, a predicted model, not a curated record